Molecule: messenger RNA, 10256 nt
Organism: Podarcis lilfordi (Lilford's wall lizard)
Lineage: Eukaryota; Metazoa; Chordata; Lepidosauria; Squamata; Lacertidae
Source: the annotation of a GenBank genome assembly
AUUGAAGAAGGAGGGAAAGCAGAUUUAUUGAACUCUCAGCUGCAGCCUGGAGAUGAAGUGGUGAACAUCAACGAGGUGGAGCUCAGCAGUUCCAGGCAGAAAGCCAUCUCCUUAGUGAAAGGCUCGUGCAAGAAGUUGAAACUGCUUGUCCGCAGGUAGGUAAGCGUAAGCCACGAUGGAGGUGCAAAGGGUUGUUGCGUACUGUAAGGGGUAUCGGGUGGUUGCUCGAGAGCAAUCAGGCAAGAUGCCUCACUUGUCUGUUCUAAAGCUUUAUUAUUGGUGCUAAAAACCUUUACAAUUCAGAGCGCCUCUAUUCCAUGUCUUGUUCAUUCACUGGCAGAAUCUGAGACUGGGCGGUCCUUAAAUCUUCCCCAGCAGAGUAGUUUCUUGACCCCCAGUCUACGCCUCCCCUCUCUGUGCAAAAGCCUACUGCGCAAGGAAGGCUUGGGUAACGGAGGACCUCUCUCCUCCCCGCUUUGCCCAGGCAAGGUGUCCUGGCACUGCCUUGCAUCCUCCGAGCCCUGCAUCUCCUCCCCACUAGAGGCGUGGCUUCCUUCCUCCGCUGAGGAAGUGCUGCUUCCCACGAUCUUUGGGGGCUCUCUGUAAUCCAUCCGCCUUUUCCCCUCUCGCCCCUGAGCCGAUGGCGGUUCCCUGACACGUACCAUUGCAAUUCUGUCACAAUUCUUGUGGUGCUUGCUAAAAUUAUGUGGCUAUCAAAUACCUAGGGAUCAUUGUUGCUCACCUAGCCUCUUUGUUUCAUAAAUACAAUCCAGAUAGCUGCGAAUGAGUCUAAACAUAAUGGCAGUGAUUCCAACACUUGUUUUUUCGAUGGACCACUUGAACAUUGCUCAGGGUCUUGGCAAGCCGGCCACUUAAGGAUGCUACAGCAGGCAGAAAUGCCAUGUGCUGUACUGGCUUUACCCCUCCUUACCUGGCGUCCCUCAACAAUACUGCACGUAUUGAGAAGGUCCAGGCUGUUGGGGAGAAAAAGAAUUCUCCUUCAAAUAGGAGGGUGGAGUUGCAUUAAAAGAAGAACCCAGCAGUGGUCCUGUGUGUAUUUACUCAGACAUAAGCCUCACCAAAUCCAUGGUAGAUGUUCAUAGGACUUCAGUCUUAGAAGCUUGAUCUCAUGCACCUUUUCUCAAAAGGAAUCCUGUGCUCUGUAUGUCACUUACUUAUGAGUAAGCUUUGUGGACUGAAAAUCUUGAUGGGUUUUAUGCCUCACCUGGUGUCUCCCAACGAUACCAUUCAUACUGAGGAAGAAAAGGAGGCAAGGCUCUCAGAGUUCUUGAGGCUGAAACCUUUAUUUCCUUAUAAACCUCAGCCUCCCAAGGAAGCAUACCUUUGAAAUAAAUUCCUUGAUAAUUCACAACAUCCCUUCCGUGGAGGUUUUUAAGCAGAGAUUGGAUGGCCAUCUGUCAUGUAUGAUCUAGUUGAGAUUCCCACAUUGUAUGGGGUUGGACUAGGUGACCCUUGCAGGGCUAUAACUAUGGGGGGGGGGCUAGCCUGGCAUUAUUAUUAUUAUUGCCCCAGGUGAAGCCUCCAGAGGGGUGCCAGUGAGGUUCCCAGCCUGUAUGUGUAUGUGCACAUCUAAAUGCAUGGGGAGGCAGUGGCAUAGUAUGGGUUGCCGGUGCCCGGGGCGGGGCAAGUGUUGUUUCUCCUGAUGGACUGGGCAGCUGGAGUGGGGUGGGGGUACACCGGGGGCAGGGUGCGCAUGGAGCCUGUGUGGAAUAUGAAUGAAACCCACCUCCAAUAGGCUCCUCUGCCUCCAUCCAUCUGCCCACUAGACCAACCUGCUUGCUACUGCGCCUCAGCUGCCAGGGCUCCAUGCCUGUCAUAGGGUCACCUGAUGGCGCCCCCUCAAAAAUGUGCGCCAUGGCACCCCUGGGGGUUCCAAACUGGGUCAUUGACCCGGGUGAAAUAAAGCCUAAUUUCUCCCCUGCCCUUGGGGUCUCUUCCAGCUCUACCAUUCUAUGGUUCUGUGAUUGUGUGACAUCGGUUGCUCCUAUCUCUGUGGUUCUUAAAUUUCUUCCAUUUACAGAAAAAAAAAGUCGACCCCGCCCAGUCCACACCCUGAUUCUAACGACCUGAUCACCGGAGGUUAGCAGUCCCUGAGAAAGAAGCCACGCAUGGGGCUCUGUCCUCCCCCUCCCUUUCCCCCUUUUAAUUUGGUCUAUUUUUAGAUCUAAGUUCCCUUUCCCCGCCCACACUUUAUAGCAAGAGUUCUGCAGGUGGAGGCAGAGCAGUUCACCUGGCUGAGCACACUGUGCUUCCAGAAUGGCAUAUCUGAGUCAGAAUCGGGUCAAAAACAAAACAAAACAGAAUGCGUGCAGUUUCAGUGCUGAUGUUAGCCAAGCCCAAGUGGUUUGCUGACUCCUUUCAGCGAGAACAAUCGGCUCGCAUUCCAUCAGCAUCACCUGAGCAGCGCGGCCAUUUCCAGGGCCCGGGACACCUUCCAGAUUCUCCUUUAGCCCUGUUAACUGGUUUGUGGCCUCUCCCCUAAAAGAAGAAGUUUUUGCUUAUUUGCUUUCAUUGGUCAGUUGCACACCCCUUCACUUCCUGGGUCAGCAUUACUCUUCCCAUACUGAUUUAUAAAUAAAAGACUAUCAUACUACUCUGACAGUCCUGGAGGAUCCUGGGAGUUGUUGUUUGUUCAGAGAGCUGGGAAUUGUGACUCUGUGACGUCAGCAAGCUACAGGUCCCACGAUUCUGCUUGACAAUCAAAGGGGCUUGAUUGUGCUUUAAACACAUGGGGUGGAUAUGACCUGAGAAGCUAUUGCUAGUUACCGUAUUUUUCGCUCCAUAAGACGCACCAGACCAUAAGACGCACCUAGUUUUUGGAAGAGGAAAACAAGAAAAAAAUAUUCUGAAUCCUAGAAGCCAGGACAGCCAGUGGGAUCGCAGCUCAGCGAUCCCGCUGGCUGUCCUGGCUUAUGGGAUAGCCAUGCGCAGCCUCUCCCGGGCAAGGGAUGAAGGCUCCCCUUGCCCAGGAGAGGCUGCGCGCAGCCAAGCAAGAAACGGAGCCCCUUCCAUUUCUCCUCCUGCUUCGCUGAAGGGGCGCUGCACAGAGAGGGAAAGCUGCGCAAGGCCUCUCCUGCAAAGCGAAGCCAGGAGAGCAAGAGGGAUCGGUGCGCACUGAUCCCUCUUGCUCUCCUGGCUUCAGCGAAAGCAACGCGAAGCCUCUGGAGCGCGGCUGGAGCGCUACCACUGCGCUUCGGAGGCUUCACAUUGCUUUCACUGAAGCCAUGGAGCCUGCAUUCACUGCAUAAGACGCACACACAUUUCCCCUUAAUUUUGGAGGGGGAAAAGUGCGUCUUAUAGAGCGAAAAAUACUGUAUCCUGUACGUUGACAAAUAACAGCAAAACACCUCUCCUACAUUCAGUACGUUCUGGCUAUGAUCCACAAAAGAACAGUUGGUUUAAUAAGCCCUUAACUUGCUUGAACUUCUAUUCUCACAGAAGAUACUUUGGCCAGGAUGCAAUGAGAUUCAUUUGUUACUUCCUCGCAUUUGACUGUUCAGACAGAAGCAAUAAAGCGGAAGUGUAUUUUGCGAGUUUGGGAGUUGGCUCUUUCUAGACAGAUAAACCUCCAUGUAUAAACAAAAAUGCUUGCGUCAUGUUCACUGAGUAGUGUGAUAAGUAGACCAUGGAUGCUGGAUUGAUCACCAGUAAAAGCUAGGGAGAGUCCAAUCUGUCAAUCUUGGUUUCUUUCAGUUCGCCAUAUUCCAAUCAGUUUGCAUUAAAAUUAAGUCUUCAUGAAAAUUCACCAGCAUAUAUAAUCUGGCGAACACAAGGGAGAAAUUCACAGAGGGGGUGGAAUUCUAGUAAAGUUAAAGGUAAAGGAUACCUGGACGAUUAAGUCAAAUUAAAGGCAACUAUGGGGUUGCGGCGGUCAUCUUGCUUUCAGGCCAAGGGAGCUGGCAUUUGUCCACAGACAGCUUUCCGGGUCAUGUGGCCAGCAGGACUAAACUGCUUCUGGUGCAAUGGAAAACCCAUCAUGGAAACCAGAGCAGCGCACGGAAAUGCCGUUUACCUUCCCACUGCAGCAGUACCUAUUUAUCUACUUUCACUGGCGUGCUUUCGAACUGCUAGGUUGGCAGGAGCUGGGACAGAGCAACGGGAUCUCACCCCGUCGCGGGGAUUCGUACCGCCGACCUUCCGAUCAGCACGCCCAAGAGGCUCAGUGGUUUAGACCACAGCGCCACCCGUGUCCCCUGAAUUCUAGUAAGGAGCUCUGGUUUGAUGAGCAGUUUGCCUAUCUCGGUGCUGCUCACUGAUACUGUUUAGCUGUGAAAAAAUAAGCACCUCUUAGUAAGUCUGCCUAUGAUCCUCAGUGGCCUGACUUUUCUUUCAACUUGCCCUGCCUCCUACCUUUCAGUGCAUUUAUUAUAUUGUUUUACAUCUACUGGUUUAAUUUAUUGCCGUACAGUUCACUUGGCCUCCACCAUGCAUUUUAUGAUAGGGGAAUAUGAACUUUCCGCAAUAUAGCUGACAAGUCACUCCCAGACCUCAGUUUCUGUCGAAGGGGGAAACCAAAGCUGACUCAGGUGAGUUCUUAGGUCACCAUAAGCGCACAACAGUUAUUGGAAGGCAUGCAAAGAAAACGGUAGAUAAAAACGAAUAGGGGCAAAGGCUGACGUCCAUUUGAUGGAUGGGAUAAAUAUAUAUAUAAGGUCCACAAGCAGUGAUGUGCAUCCAGCUACCCAGCCCCCAAUCCCCUCUGGGGCUGAUCAUGUUGCCACCGCAGAGCAGGGUUGUAAUCUGCAACUCGUGAGGGAGAACAGAUUUUUAUCAUGUUUCAGCAGUCAUACAAAGCAGGGCGAGCGGGAAUCUCAAUGGACUUUGAAUGAAGGACCAUUUCCCAAGCAGUAUAAGGUAAAGGUAAAGGACUUUACCUUAUACUGAAUGAAGGACCAUUUCCCAAGCAGUAUAAGGUAAAGGUAAAGGACCCCUGGAUGGUUAAGUCCAGUCAAAGGCAACUAUGAGGUUGUGGUGAUCAUCUCGCUUUUCAGGCCGAGGGAGCCGGCAUUUGUCCACAGACAGCUUUCUGGGUCAUGUGGCCAGCAGGACUAAACCGCUUCUGGCGCAAUGGAACACCAUGACGGAAACCAGAACGCACGGAAAUGCCAUUUACCUUCCCGCCACAGUGGUACCUAUUUAUCUACUUGCACUGGCGUGCUUUCAAACUGCUGGGUUGGCAGGAGCUGGGACAGAGCAAUGGGAGCUCACCCUAUUGCGGGAAUUUGAACCACCAACCUUCUGAUCGGCAAGUACAAGAGGCUCAGUGGUUUAGACCAUAGCGCCACCUGCGUCUGCAGUGGAUAUAUAACUACCUGAAAAGCCAAAUAUUUAUGGCUUGUGGAGUAACACUCAUGUAGUCAGCUUUUGUCUGGUCUGGGCUAUACCAAUUCAGCUUGCAGUCAGGAGAACUCACAUGACUGGGGGCACCUCUACUCCCCUCUGCCUCUGCUCCAAUUCUCCCAUUUAUAAAAUCAGAUAUCAAGGAGAAUUCAUCUCACAUUUUUUCUUAGAGUCAUACUGUGGCGUUCGUACGGAGCCCCCGGUCGUCUCACGGACUAUUGACCCGUACACCACUAAUCCGCUGCCACCAAACAGGUCCUCCCGGUAAAUCACUUAGUCUCAGUCAGGUUCUUAAGUUAACAAUGAAGAUUGUAGUUUAUUGCAAACACAAACAAACUUUAAAUGCAUUUGAAACGCUGUUACCCUUUACCCUUAUUUUAGUCUUAUUUUAUUCUGUCUCUAACUCUUCUACCUCCCCUCACACAAGAACCAACUGCACUAACUGUCUCUCUAUUUCCAUCUGUCUGCCAACUGCUUUCCCAACCAACCAACCAACUAACUAACUAACUAAACCUGGGGCUAAGCCCUUUUAUAAACAGGUAGGCUCUGCCUCUGGAUUUUCUAUUGGUCCAGCUAUUAACUCUUUCUCUCCCCCUGUACAGACAUUUUCAAAAGAACGGGCAAACGCCACACAUGCCAUCAUAGAUUGUAGAGUUGGAAGGGACCCAGGGGUCAUCUAGCCCAACCCCCUGCAAUGAAGGAGUCUCAGCUAAAGCAUCUAUGACAGAUGGCCAUCCAACCUUUGCUUAAAAACCUCCAAGGAAGGAGAGCCCACCACCUUCUGAGGGAGACUGUUCCACUGCCAAACAGCUCUUACUGUCAGAAGGUUCUUCCUGAUAUUUGGUCCGAAUCUCCUUGUAACUUGUUUUGAGUCCUACCCUCAAGAGCAGCAGAAAACAAGCUUGCUGCAUCUUCCAUGUGAUAGCCGUUGGGAUAUUUGAAGAUGGCUAUCCUCUCACUUGGGACACUGGUGGCGCUGUGGGUUAAACCACAGAGCCUAGGACUUGCUGAUCAGAAGGUCGGCGGUUCGAAUCCCUGCGAGGGGGUGAGCUCCCGUUGCUUGGUCCCUGCUCCUGCCAACCUAGCAGUUGAAAAGCACGUCAAAGUGCAAGUAGAUAAAUAGGUACCGCUCUGGUGGGAAGGUAAAUGGCGUUUCCGUGCGCUGCUCUGGUUCGCCAGAAGUGGCUUAGUCAUGCUGGCCACAUAACCUGGAAGCUGUACGCCGGCUCCCUUGGCCAAUAAAGCGAGAUGAGCGCUGCAAUCCCAGAGUCGGCCACAACUGGACCUAAUGGUCAGGGGUCCCUUUACCUUUACCUUUAUCCUCUCACUUGCCUCUUUUCCAGGCUAAACACACCUGGCUCCUUCAACCGUUCCUCAUAGGGCUUGGCUUCUAGAUGCUUGAUCAUCUUAGUUGCCCACCUCUGCACACGUUCUUGGUAUUGUAGAUUUCCAUAGGUGCCAACUCCCUGGGGCUCCGGGCGCCCAAGCACCCACAAAAUUUCCCAUGAAGGGGUCAGGCACUCACAAAUUUCAGUGCCAGAGCCAUGCAGACAGCAGGUUACCCAUGGUCGCGGGUCCAAGCCAACACUCUUGUAGCUUUCUGUGUGCAGGGGAUUUGUUUCCUAAAAUGGCCGCGGGAUGGUUUUGUUGAAGCAGAUGGUUUUUAGAAAAGUGUGCCCUGCAACAAAAUGUUGCAGUGCCUAGAGCACUUGGUUCAGGCUUCCUGUUUUCUCGCCUCAUCACUUAGGAUUUCUUUUCUGGAGUUUUCUUUCACUCUUCUGCAAACCUGGAGGUUCACCCAAGUCUCUUGUGAAUGGAUGGUGCUGUUUUGGCCUACAUAAGUAUUGGCACCUUUAGAAGGAGUUUGCCAUUGCUAUAAAGGACAGGGGUCAGCAACCUUUUUGAGCUGUGGGCCUGUCCAUCGUCCCUCAGACCAUGUGGUGGACUGGACUAUAUUUUGAAAAAAAAAAAUGAACAAAUUCCUAUGCCCCACAAAUAAGCCAGAAAUGCAUUUUAAAUAAAAGCGCACUUUCUACUCAUGUAAAAACACCAAGCAGACCCUACAAAUAACCCAGAGAUGCAUUUUAAAUAAAAGGACACAUUCUACUCAUGUAAAAAUAUGCUGAUUCCCGGACCGUUCAUGGGCCGGAUUGAGAAGGCGAUUGGGCUUUAGGUUGCCUACCCCUGAUACAGUGGUACCUUGGGUUAAGUACUUAAUCCGUUCCGGAGGUCCUUUCUUAACCUGAAACUGUUCUUAACCUGAAGCACCACUUUAGCUAAUGGGGCCUCCUGCUGCCACUGCGCCGCCACUGCACAAUUUCUGUUCUAAUCCUGAAGCAAACUUCUUAACCUGAGGUAAUAUUUCUGGGUAAGUGGAGUCUGUAACCUGAAGUGUAUGUAAACUGAAGCGUAUGUAACCCGAGGUACCACUGCAUAGGAGUUAAAGGAGGAAAAGGAGGCUUAACAGCCAGAGUCCCUCUGAAUCAAAGGAAAGAUUCCUGCCGCUUUUUAGCAUUCUUCAGUCAGGUAUAACAUUUCUUCAUUCAUUACCAGGAGUUAAUGGAUUAUGCCUCAAGAGUAUCUGGCAUUUUUACAAAAAAAGCAAGAUGCCAGAAUAAUAGUUCACAAACCAUGUUAACCUAAUCUCUCUCUCCCCCCCCCCCUUUAAUUUUGCUGUGGCAUUAAUGUCACUUCAUGUGAGUUUUGGCACAGAGUGCCAAGAAAGUAAAUCAACUAAAUCCCACUUUUGUGAAUGAAAUCAAUUAGCGGAUGGAUUUGGUUCCAGUGAUUAUGAAUCCAGUCGUAGCUUUGUAAGGCUUGCCGCAGCAGCGGAUGCUAAUGUUCUGCUCGAGUUAGUUUUGUGCAGUAUUAAUCAUCUUCUUCUCUUUCCCCCCCGUCACUCUUUGGGUGGUGCUGCGGAGACAUUUCAUCACACCGGAAGCUUUAAAUGUGAACUUUUAGAUGCAUUGGCUUCACAUUGUUGGGUCUGGUUGGAACCAUUUGUAAUACUUCUGUCGCAAAGGCUGUGGUACAUAGAAUCUCAAAGCCUUUGGCUAGUUAGUCUAAAGACAAAGAGUCUUCAUUCAGAAUGAUCCUUGGGUAAACAUAGAAAGCUGCCAAAUGGGAAGUGUGCACAUGAUCACUUUUCUAUAGCUGGGUUUUGAAAAUCCACAACGUAAAUCUGGUGGCAGUUGUGUGCGAUGACAGACAUAAUGGUGUUCACACAUUAUAUAUCUAUAUCUAUAUCUAUAUCUAUAUCUAUAUCUAUAUCUAUAUCUAUAACUAUAUCUAUAUCUGUAUCUAUAUCAUCUAUAUCUAUCUAUCUAUCAUCUAUCUAUCUAUCUAUCUAUCAUCUAUCUAUCUAUCAUCUAUCUAUAUUAGUAUAGUGGUACCUUGGUUCUCAAAAGCCUUGAUUCUCAAACGCCGAAACCCUGGAAGUAAGUUUUCAACAGUUUUCAAAUGUUUUUCAGCUAUUCUUUCCGGGGCGUCUGCACCAAUCAGAAGCUGUGCCUUGAUUUUCAAACAUUCCGGAAGCCUUACAGAUUAAGUUUGGCAUUUUUGAUUUUGCUAUUUAUUUUGUGUUUUUGUGGCUUUUUCGGUUCAUUUGUUUUUGUGACUGUGUGGAACCCAGUUCAGCUACUGAUGGAUUGAUGGAUUGUGUGACUAUGGAAAUGGAUAAAAGCCCCCCCAUCCAAACAAUGACUAUCAUCAGUGCAGGAAAGAAAAAAAAUUAAUUUUAAUUUUUAUCAUCUACAAUAUUGUCUUAUUUAUUUUAUAGUUCAGUACAUUGAUUAUUGCUUUCAUUUUAUGGAUCAAUGGUCUUGUUAGAUAAUAAAAUCCAUGUCAAAUUGCUGUUUUAGGGAUUGCUUUUAAAAGUCUGGAAUGGAUUGAUCCAUUUUGCACUACUGUACUUUCUAUGGGAAAGUGUGCCUUGGUUUUGGAACGCUUUGGUUUUGGAACGGACUUCUGGAACAGAUCAAGUUUGAGAACCAAGGUAUCACUGUAAGUCUAGAUUUCAUUUUGCCGACAUAUAUAUUUUCUGGCACAAAGCCAUCCUGUGAGCAACGUGGCCACAGGUCUCCCAAGAUCCCACUCUGGCACUCUAGCCACUAUGCAGCACUGCCUAGGCUUUCCCUGUGCUGGUGUGCUCUAAGUUCCUGGUGGCCACUGGAUGCAAAACAUCUCAUAUUUACACCUUUUGUGUGGCUGUUGUGUCUCCAACACAUGUGCAUCAGAUUUCACCUUUCUAAGUGGCCUGGGGUAUUUGCACCGUAUUUCACGAUCUCCACAUUUGCAGGGCAGAGACAUACAGGUGUCCUGUUUCCAAACUUUCCUAGUGAUUGGGUUGCCCUCUUGGGUGCUUAAUUCCCAAGUCCCUUUACAGAGAGAUUUGUGGUGGCGGUGGCUACCACGUAAUAAAUCGCGGCGCUGCAUUUCUCUGGCGUGUUUGCUUGUUCGGGAUUUCCUUCUGUUCCAACCUCUCUCCUGUCUUUGUGUGUGGCAUAAUUGCAUUCCCCAAAACUCCUGGCAAAAGCUGACUCAUGCUCCCCCAUCGCUUCCCGUUUUUCCCCCAUCUGCUCCAGCCCUUGUCUGCAGCCCGGCCUACUGGCAAUUGGCAGGUAGAGCAGUAAUCUAAGAGCAGCGUUCAGCAGUUGGCUUUUCUGAGCGCUGGCAGGCAGCAGACAGAAUCCACCUGCCUCAUUGGCUUGCUACUGAUUUGCCGGCCUCCAGUUCCCUUAUGUACCAGCAACAGCCUGCUCAGUCCUCCUUCCUCCCUUCCUUUCCCGUAAACGUGUUUGAGAUGAUCACUGCUUUGCAGCCGCCGCCUUCGCCUCUUUCAGCACCUCUCCAAACAAGCAUGGCUGUCGACAAGACUCUCCUCCGGAUUCUGUAAG